Neospora caninum is the source of this 9705-nucleotide messenger RNA. RefSeq names its product amine oxidase, flavin-containing domain-containing protein. The record is from RefSeq and is a predicted model, not a curated record. The transcript has 11 exons. Bases 1 to 9705 code for a protein of 3234 amino acids. Lineage: Eukaryota; Apicomplexa; Conoidasida; Eucoccidiorida; Sarcocystidae. Gene Ontology annotation, molecular function: oxidoreductase activity.
AUGCGCAGCAAGUACAGGGAUAUGCUCAAGGGCAAGUGGACGCCGCCUGCGUCGCGAUGUCUCGAAGACCCGGUGAAAGAGAAGCAUAAACGGAAGAGAAAGAAAACAGAUGGUGAACCCGAACAAAGCACGCCUCAGCUUGCGCCGCCUCCUGAUCCGGCGCUACAGCUGAAAAAACAGCGGCGCGUCUCAUCUGACAAGUCACCGCCGCAAAGGGCAAAAGAGAAGACCCCCGUUCAGCUGGUCGAUGCAAGCAGCGCGUGGUCUGGACCGCCAGGCGGGCAGAAAGAAGCACACCUCCCGGAGAAGGCGACUCUCGAGACGAAAGGCUCCAUUCCACUUUGUCGACGAGCGCUGUGCGGAGCUGCGCCGCCGGUAGACCUUCUCGGCUUCGGCCUGCCUGCCAGGGAACUGGCUUCCGUGUUGCGUCAGAGACGACUAACAGUUCAGACAACGCACGGACAAGUCUUGCAGGAAGGAACGGUCCCACGCGAGCAAGGCGCGGAACGCUCCGAGGAAGCUGCUGCUCUUCCAGAAGGGCGAAGUGACGGAGCAAAGCAGGGACACCCGGACACGGGACAAGGACCACGUCUCCAGGUAUUUUCAGAGCCUGCUUCAACUUUGCCGUCUUCUUUGGAACUGUCAGCUUCGUCCAUUCUUCCCUCGUCGAGUGCUUGUUUGCCUUCCACUUCUUUGCGUUCUCUUUUUUCGUCCCUUUCUCCGCCACUGUCACGGGUGAAAGCGGCAGAGACACCCCGCGUGGAGCAGUUCGCCUUAAAGUGCGACUGCGUAGUGAUUGGAGCGGGAGUGAGUGGCCUGGCCGCUGCCGCGUACCUCCGGAGAUGUGGAGCGAAAGUUCUGCUCGUUGAAGCGAGGUCGCGUGUCGGUGGACGGACGUUCACCACGCGCUUGCCGGCUCGACAACUUCCCGGUGGAAGAACUGUGAAAGACAUCCAUGUCGACCUUGGAGCGAACUACAUGCACUGCGUGACGCGGUUUCGGCGUCGGCAAAAGCGCACGGCGCCGCCCGGCCGGCUAGGAGUCCGGAAGGGUCAAGAGGCUCGUUUUUCGGUCGCGAAAGACGCGGAGUUUCCCGCAACGGCGUCACUGGGAGAGUCAACUGGCAAGGCCCGCGGAGGCGUUCAGUGGCAACCGGAGCCUCUCAGAGACUGCCGGUGGAGACGCGAGCCGUCUCGCUCCGUCAGUGGCGUCGCCGCUGUUCUUCGCCCUUUGGUGGCGGACGUCUGCGGAAAACAAAAUUGGGAAAGCACGUUUUUCUGCAAUUGGUAUGACGACGGGACGGGGUCCCGGAUCUCCCCCGCGUCGAUCGUUCGCGUUUUCCACGUCCUCGAGCUGAUUCGCCAGCGCGCAGCGGCGAAACUUGCCCAUUUCCCGGCGCCUUCGUCGUCAGUGCCUGGAACAGCGAAGCGGAAAGCCAGCGACGAGGAACACCAAGGCAGACCCGGAGGGACGCCUCCGAGCCGCAACGAAGCACAGGGAGACACAGAGUACGCUGGCGCGACCUCUGUUCCCGACGUCGCAUCUGCCUCAGUGUCCUCGUCUGCGCGCGUGCCAGCGUGUGUUGUUGUUCCGACCUCGGAGGUCGAGGAAGUCGUGCCGGGCCCGACUGCCUUUCCCCUGUCUUGCUCGUAUGCAGCUGACUGCUUUGCACUUCCGUUAAGAACGUACCUGAAUCUGAGGUCGAGCUCCAGCCCUCCGUCUUCCUCUUUGCACCUCCUUCCGCACGCUGCAGCGCCUCGCCUUGUCCACAGAGGCGCGUCCUUGACCUCGAGCAGCCGGGGAGAAGGCCACGAAAAGGCAGGUUCUGGAGGCGCGGCGGAGGUCUGCCCGUGCGUCUGUGGCGCCGAAGAAGAUCUUCUUUCGAGCGGGAAUCCGCGUUCAGCGGCACGGCCGGGUUUUGGUGCGGAGACAGCCUCCGCUGAGGCCGACGACGGGGCCAAGAGCCGCGAGAAGAAGCGGAAAACGCGGACUUCUCUGAUUGCCUCUUCCGCGUUCCCGUCCUACUACCCCCUCGGCGGGGCGUUGCGGUGUCAAUGCACCGAGGCAGACGAGGAAGCCGGCGAAGGCUCUUGGGCGCCGGAGAGAACGUCUGCCGCUCUGCCGCCCCAAGCAAAGACGCGCGCGCCGGGCCAGGGAACCGUCACGGGCAUGUCCCUGUCCACGCCAACGUGUUGCGCUGUGUGUUGCACCGGUCAGUGUCGAAAAAGGAGAGGUGGAAUGGGAGUAGCUCGGCGAGAGGAAACGUUCCCGCGUGGUUCCCUCAUCGGACCGGGCACCCCGGCCGGAGCCGCAUCCCGGUCAAGCGACCGAAAAGCGUGUGUGGCCUCUCUGCGUCGGGAUAAAGCGGGCGGGAAGGAGCGCGACGAGCCGAGCAACGCGGGAGGGAGACGCGAGACGACCUCGCCGGUGAAUCGUUCGCGAGGCGACGCCAGUUCGAUGGGUCAAGAAAAGCAGGCUGGGGAAAGCGCGGUCCAGCUGCAGGCGCGAGGGGCUGACCCGACCGGCACAGGGACUGACUCUGGCGGAUGUCACUCGCCGCCGAGUCUUGGCGACGGAGGCAGGACCGCAAAAGGGUGCAUUUCUGCGGCCAAGGGCGCACUGGAAGCUCCAAAAAGUCAGGCUGCUUCCUCGCCUUCCCUCCGCGUGCACGAGCAUGCAGUUUUGCGGCCCGUGUUUCCAGCCGCGCUGUGUACAGACAGUGGAUGCCGGCGAAGCGCGUGGGACAUCCUCGAAGAGUGCAUUCGGGAAGUGCUCGAGGAGGAGUGCCUGCCUGUGUGUGAGGGCCCGCAGUUGCGGCCGGGAGAAGAGGAAGACCCCGAUAAAGCGCAGGCCGCUAGGCCGUCGCUGAGCCUGAGCAAGCAGGGAUCUGACAAAAAGCUCCGGAAAGCGGGCCUGGCGGGAGACGCGGAGGCAAGCAAGCGUGGAGUCUCUCAGACGCCAGUGAACAGGCCGGCUCCUCCGUUUGCUUUGGAAGAUACAUCGGGGCAGACCAAGGCUCCAGUGGGAAAUGAGGCGGACGCCGUCGCUGGGCCAGCCGAGAAAGGAAGAGGGAAAGCGGGGGCUCGACCCAGAGGUUCCACCUUUCCCCUGACAGACCAGGAAAUGCGAAUGCUGUUUGUGCAGCUGCAGUCGCGACUGGGGUACGUCGGGGACCUGAGGGAGCAGUCCGUCUCUGCUCUCCGAAACUUCCCUUUCGAGGUGGCGGUUUUGGCCCAUCGCGGGCACGACCGGCUGGCCGCAAGGUCCUGCGGACCGCUUUCCCCCGAAUCGUCCGGCCCGUCCGAAGACGCUUCUUCUUCCCUCUCGCAGGUGCUCCCCUUUGGAGCGGCCGUCGCGGCGCCCUCCGCGUCUCCUCCCUCGUCUCUCCCGCUUCCUGCCGCUGGCUCUGUGGUCCUCUCCUCCCAGUCGUCAGCGCGACUGCCGCAGGCGCGCGACGCCGACGCGCCCGCGCCGGCACAGAGUCUUCUACAGAGGCCAGGCAGUCUGCCUUUUUGUGCGGCGCUCCGCGGAAACGGAGAGGGCGACGGGAAGCGAACAGCGCAGACAGAAGAAGUUCAGAGCCUCCUGGAGCCUCCUGCAGUCGCGCAAGAAACGAGCCGUGGGUCUCUGCAGGGGACACAUGUCGCGGAGCCGAUGUCCCUGCUUCGCCCCUUUCCUAUGUAUCAGUCGAGUGCCGCGCUGCGCGCUCAGCAGCAGCAGUUGGUCUACACCCUCCAAAGAGAGCAACAACAACCGGGGCCUCGCGUGAAUCCCUUCAAUGCCUGGACGGCUUCGGGGGCGGAUAAAAUCGUCGUUGAAGGCUGGAACUUCCUGCCUGCGUUCCUGGCGCUCCAAGUUCAUCCGUUCAUUCUCACAGGCGCUGUCGCCGACUUCGUAGAAGUUGCGCAACCGAGAGAAGAGGCGACGGGAAAGACAGACUGCAAAGCAGACGAGACGCUCGAAACCGAGGCUUCUUGGCCGGUGCGAGUCCGCGUUAAAGCCCACCCCGCCGCGGUGGAGUUCACGAAGAGCCACGGCCUGCCGACGACGCGGAGGCGGAAGGAGCGAGCGUCGGAGCCUCGCACGGGAACCGAAGAAGAAAGCGAAACGACAGAAGAGGCACUGCCAACAGAGGAGACAGAAAACACAGAAGCCACAUUCUUCGACGUCUACGCCAAGUUCGCGAUCGUCGCCCUGCCAGUGUCGCAGUUGAGUCCGUCUUUCCUCGCCCCCCCUGCAGGCUCAGCGGACAGAGCCUCGCCCUUCCACGCGAGAAAGAAGUCUGCGACAGCUGCGAACCAGAGUGGAACCCCCACGAACGCCGAGGGGUCUGCGCUGCCGAGAUCCACAGGUCUGCUGCAGUUCUACCCUGCGCUGUCGCUGGAGAAACAACAGGCGUUAACGCGCAUCGCAAUGGGCGUCCAUAACAAGGUUAUCUUGCGCUGGCACCCAGCAGACAUUUUCUGGGAGCGCCACCAGCUGCAGCUGAACUGCUUGGACCAGAAGUUCCAGUUUCUGAAUCUUCAUGCAUAUGGAAAGGAGGGGUGCCUUCUAGCGCACGCGUUUCCUCCCUUCUCGAACGGCUAUGGCGGACUCCAGUCCGACGACGCGGUUGUGGCCGAAGUGCUUGCCGUGCUUCAGCGAAUGUUUGGCCUCCCCGACAAGAAAUUCCCUCCUCCCGUGGAUUACAUUGUCACGCGCUGGCAAGACGACCCUCUGGCUCGCGGAUCCUAUUCGUUUCCAGCAGUGAAUGCCUUUGACGACGACACCGAGAUUCUCCGUGCGCCGCAUCCCGCGGAGAAUCCGCGGGUUCUCUUCGCCGGGGAGUAUGUCAGCAAGGCGUACUUCCAGUGCGUCGAUGGCGCCUUCGACACGGGGUUGCGCGCGGCGGAAUGCGUGGCCCACGAGGGUUUGCAUCUUCCUCUGCCUCCGCGCGAAGACAAAACGCCUCUUGCGCUGGACGUCUUCACAGGGUGUUUGUCGCCCAGGCUGGAGGGGGGGGCUGCUGCCUCCGCAACAAAGGCGAACGGGGAAAAGGAGGAAAACGACGCGGAGUCGGGACACCGCGAAAGCAGACCUUCCUCUUCUGUCUCGACCAGGAUGUUGACUGCCUGUCCUUUCACAGGGUUCCCUAUGCCGGGUGUACCGACAGCUCUUCGAGGCUACUACAUUACAGACAUGUCCGACGCAGGACUGACGGAUGGCGAGGGGUCCGAGCCGGAAUCCGCGUUUACCGCCUCCGCUGAUGGACGCCGCUGCACAGCUGCAAAGCGCGCAGAGCUAGAGCUGUGCGAAGAGAACUUCUUGCGGCGGUGCCUCGACUUCUUGCGGGCCGGAGGCGAAGAGGAAGAGGAGAGAGACGGCACGAGAAAUGACGUGGCGGGAGAGAGUUUCUGCACGUUUCUCUUCCCUUCCCAGAAAUUCUUCUACGACGCCUUCCUCGCGCACGUGCCGCUGGUCGCCGGCGAGUCGAACACCGACCCGGCCUCCGCGGAGCUUCCAAGUUCAACGUCUCUCGAUCCCUCAGAGACGCUGUGCGCGGUGCUUGCGAGCGCGGUCUCGUUCACAAAAGAGGAACUCGAAGAGGCGCUGGCAACUCGCUCGCAAGACCGUUUGCCGAGCCUCGCGUCCCUGGGUUUCCUGCGAAACGCCGACGCGUGCGCCCCGCACGAGAAGAACCGUGGAGCUGGUCAGAGACACUCCACGUCGCGUGCGGGCGAGACCGAGGCGGAAACCGUCCCCCGAGACUUCCAAGAGCUCAGGGAUUUCCUCGCAUUUCUUGCGCAGCACGACCUCUUUGCUCGCAGACGCCUCCUGCUUCCCCUCUGGCUGGCAGCCAACCGGACGCUCGAUGAACGUCGAACGCGGCGCGAAACCCCGAAGGGAGUGAAAGGCGACCCGGUGGAGGGAGGCGACGAAGCGGUGGAGGGAGGCGACGAAGCGGUGGAGACAGAGGAGACAGUCGAGUGGACGGGCCGACGAGCCGCGGAAGCAGGGACAGCAGCCCACGGCAGGGUGGGAAGGCGUGCCAGCGUCGCACCUCUUGCAGAAAGACAGCGGCGAGGUGACGUAGGAGACGAGGACUGCUGGAAGGCCUCGAGGAGGGCGGAAGCGAGCGGGGAGGCCGGGUCGCAUGCAGAUAGUGAAACGGAUUCGGAAGGAGCAGAAACCGAGGAAGAAAGACGUCGCCUGCGCUGGGUGUACUUGCGGGCAGCCGAGGUGCUCACGCGCCACGCACGAGCGGCAGCUUUCCUGCCUUCUCUGUCAGCCAUCGGUCUCGCUAGCUUCCUUGUUGAUUCGCUUCCUCGUCUGGCUCGGAGACCCACGGUCGCCGCGUCGGGCCUAAGAACGGCACGCGACAUGUGGACCCGCUCAACAGAACCUAGGGAAGUGAAGCCCGAAAACUGUCUCGCUUCGCUUCCGGAAAACGGGAAUGGAGAGCAACUCCUUCGAAAGCCUGACCGCAGUGCCUUCCCGUCGUCUCCAGCGCCCCACACUUCUCCGCAAACUGCUGAGAAGGAGCUCGCCUCAGGGGCGUGUCCGUCACAGACUCCGCCAGGCAGCGCACCGGCGUCGUGUGCGGUGGGGCGCGAACCUCCCGAGAAGGAAAAGACUGGCAGGUCGCGGGAACUCUUGCGAGACGCUUCGAGAUUUCGGCGACGCCCGACGGCCUGCGAGUUUCGAAGAGAACUGGAAAACCGUCUUCUCCACCAUCUCGCUCGGAGCGCCUUUCCGUCCGCCGACAUCGCAGCCACGGCGCUGCGCGAGUUGUUGAAGGCGGCGCAAGACGGCAAAGGUCUGAACGAGGACGUGCACUUCCGUGAGGGCCGCGAGGGAAGCGCAGGAAAGGCCUCCGACAGGAAGGCGAGACGCGGGGAGUCGACCCGUGUCGACUCCUGCAUGCAGAGCUGGAAGCGCCCGACACGGGGUUGUGGACAGGACGCAGGUGCGCUGGGGAGGCAAGACGAAGCGGGCGAAGCUGCGAGGCGGAACAACGACUCGCGGGGCAAUCCAAAGACAGAAGAGGACGAACUGGGGGAGGCCGAGCGAGGGAGUUCAGACGAUGUCUCCGACGAAGGAGCCUACCAUGAACGGCUCUGCUGGAUGUGUGGGGUCGGUGGAGAUCUUCUGCUUUGCGACGGCGACGGGGAACCGGAGCGGUCUCGAGCGAGUCUUGAGAGAGCGAGGCGGAACUCAGAAGAGGGCGAGCUCUCGGCUGCUUUCUCUCGCGGACGCAAAUCUUUCGAGCAACGCCAAGUUCCUUCUCCGUCUGCCAUCGGCCGCCAGCCCGGUCAGCAGGAUCCCCCUCCGUUGACUGCCGCGGGUCGUGGUGGACGUUCCCCCUCGCCCCGGCGGUGUCGGCGCGUCUUUCACCUGGCCUGCGUCUUCCCCCCGCCUACGAACGAGGAACUGCAACAGGACGCCGUUUGGAGAUGUCCGAUUUGUCGUUUCAAGAGCGAUGACAGACGCGCUGCGGGACCCAGCGUCGGGCGCGACAGCGGUGCGUCGAACCUCGAAGAGCGCCUUGCGCAGCCUGAGGGGAACGACCCGCGCAGCGAAAGUGAGGUCAGGCUUGGACAGUCUCUGUGUGUGCCUGUCUGGGAGGGACAUCCCUGGGAAAGGGCUUCCCAGGGAGAACGCGAACAGCGCGAGAAACUGGCCAAGAUGCGUCGCUUCGGAACGCUGUCGAGUCUCGCCCUGCACCGUGUGUCGCUGAAGAAGCUGUUUGUCGAGGAAGUCAAGUGUCUGCUGGCUACCACGAGGCGCGUGCGUCGCCGUUUCGAAUUCCUCGUGAGACAGCGUGAGCGUCGCGAGGAAAUGCAGCAGCGAAAAGAGCAGCGACGAAGGCGCGCCGAGCAGAGGAAAGAGGAACGGCGGCGGAAGAAGCGCGGAAGAGCCAAGGCUGCGCCGGGCGGGGCCGGAGACCCCACACCGGGUCUGGGCGCGGCCGAAGCGCUCGCGGAAGCAGGAGGGGGGCACAGUGGAAAGGCGGGGGAGGGACCUGCCGGGACUGGCGCAGAGGAACGCGCGCGAGAAGAGACGCGCAAAGGGCCAAGUUGCCGAGCUACCCUUCCCGCCGAGACGCGUGGCCAGCCGGUGCAGACGAUAGACGACGCAAAACGGAAUCCGCGGGGACGUCCUGCCGUCGCGAGAGAGACACCCGAUGGAGAGGAGAGAAACGACGAACAGUCGGAUUCAAAGAAGAGUUCUGCCUCGGAGCCGAAACGCACCAUUCGGACGCGCGCUGUAGUUGCUGCGAGCGCGCCUGCGGGGAACGUCGACAGCGACGCGGGCGCUGAGAAGUCCGGUGGCGACGACGAAGACGAGAGCGACGAUGACGCCCUCUUCACAGAAGACGGACGGCCGAUCAACCCGUUUGUGACUGCGUCGAAAGACUCCCGGUUCUCCUUGGCUCUUCAAGUUUUGAAGGACUUUCGAGACGCGGGGGAGUCGGGCCACCUUCCGCUCUCGCGUCUCGCCUGGCAUAUCCAAGCUGGCUGCCGCUGCUGUCUUGACCCUGCAAGGCCCGAAGACGCAUGCACGUCGCUCGAUCUCGAGGCCGACGCAAAGAAAGAAGAUGCAGGGGGAAGGCUCAGUUCGUCCGCAGGCGGGGUUCACGGCCAGAGCAGUCGAGCGUUGCGAGCGUCCGACGAGCGCGGGGCCUGCAAAACGCUGGAAGGUGGAUCCGGCGACGUGCGCCGCUGUCAGUGCCAACGGGACGAGAACGCGGAGCGUUUCGAGCGCACAAAGUGCAAGUGUGACGCUGCAGUGCUGGCGGCUGCAGCUGAGGCAGUCGCCAGUCUCGCGUGUGAAGCAGGCACAGCGCGAGAUGGGGGGGCGUCGCCUGGAUGGGACAUGUGUGCGUGGGAGAGGGAGGAAACGCACGGCGAAAAGAGACAGAGAGAGGGAAUGGACGCGAAACACGUCCGUCCACAGACUGGCUCCGGUGUGCAGCCUCCGGAAGACGAGGGGGCUCCACUUCCAAGUCCAGGCCAGGCGGAGAGAGUGCGAGUUGUCAGGCAUGUUUGCGAAUCGGACAUCCUGGAGGACGCGACGCCUGCGCGCAACAGUUUCGCAUGGCCUACGCCUUCCCUCCCCUUGCAUCUCCUCUCGCGCUUCGCCACUUCGCCCUUUGUUCCUCGCUGCUCCACGCCGCCUCCAGUCCCUGCGCGAGGCCGUGAAAGUCUCUCGACACCCAAACCCUCGACUCGUACCAGCGCACCCAGCAACCUACCGCCUGGCGCCCCUGCCCGAGCACCUGGACUGCCGCAGGCCUCCGGCGCGACCUCGCCCUCGCCUCCAGCUCCGCCCGAUUCUGUUGCGCCCAACCUGGGGUCUGUUGCUGCGCAAGAAAAGCCCGCAGGUGCCUGUCCAACCGCACCUGUUCGUGGAGAAAAAAAGGUCGAGCGCCUCUCUCCCGUUCCGGACCCAGUUGCGCUGCGGCCGAGCGCGUCUCCCCCCAUGAAAGUCCCUUGCUUCUCGCGAGGCCCGAUGAAGGCCGCCGCGAAGGCCACACCGUACCUCAAAGGCUGCCAGAGCAGAAUGCAGCCUUCCAGUCACGGGGAAUUCAGGCUCCAAGGCGCCCACGUGUCGGCUGAGCGGCGGCUCCCGUCUGCAGACGCAGCGUUGCGCUUUUCUCCACCUUCGGCAGCCUCGAAAACGCCGGAUGACGCGUCUCAAGCACGCCUUCUCCGUCCCACGUGA